AUGGCAACAGACGAAUUGUUAGCAAAACUAAUACGUAAAUUACAAGACCCUGUACCUCAAUAUGUUUUAGGUUGCCUUCCUGCUGUAGCAACUAUAGGAGCAGCACCUAAAAAAAGCUUUAUAACCAAGCUAUUUUGGGUAGCACGAUGUCUUGGUUGUCCAUUUAUAGGCUUGUUUUACACCUGUAAUGUAAAGAUUGACGAAACAACAAUAUACUGGCUCAAGAAAAGUUGUUUUAUGGAGGUAUAUGAAAACGUCGAGGAACAAAUUGUGGCAGAAAAAGAAAUUCCUCACAGACCUUUCGGACAUCAUGCUAUGAUGGUAAUCCACAAAAACUCCACCCACUCAAAUCCUACCGUGCAAAGAAGAUUGACUGCACGCGCAGCAUCAAAUAAUGACGUGCUAGAAAGAUUGAAUGAAUGCGUAGCAGGUGCAUCUGUGUUGGAACGAUUAUCAUCAUUGGCGUCAGCAUACUACAUAUUUGUCGGUAUAAUUGCAGGAAUAACAAGGGCGAUAGCACCGCGUGCUUGUGAGGAUUGGCCAUUUAUACCAUUAGUAUUAUCUUGGACAUUGCCUGCAAUCUACAGGAGAAUAGCUCAUGGGAAACUGGUAGUCAAGGAUCCUAAGGAGUGUUUAAGAGACGACAUAAUAUAUGUGGAAAGAUUAGCUACAGGCGAUGAAGAACACCAUACUCGCGUUUUACUCACUUUUUUAGCAUCAACAACAGUUCCCUGGAUAACAAUACUCUUGGCUUACUUCACACCUCCAAUUGGAUAUUUUUGUCGGAGCAAAUAUCUUACAGUAAUUUGUUCUGUUUGGUCAUUCAACAAUAUUCUUGCAUACAUACACCACUGGAUAGGAGAAAAAUCUGAUCGUUUUGAUACAAUAAUUAGCGUUUGGUUUAACAUUUGUGGUGUUUUUAUAGCAGUUGCUUUGUUUUUUCUAGCCUUGCUAACCAAUGAAAAUAAAUGGUGGGUAGAUUUGUUUGGAGCAUCUUGUGAUAUUUUGGAAAAAUGCCCAAUUCCAUAUUAA
Ambispora gerdemannii is the source of this 1032-nucleotide messenger RNA. The record is from the annotation of a GenBank genome assembly. Lineage: Eukaryota; Fungi; Glomeromycota; Glomeromycetes; Archaeosporales; Ambisporaceae.